AAACAGAGACCAAACUUUAGAUAUCCUGAUGUAAAAAUGAUUUAGAUGAUAAAUGUAUAUAAAAGUAUGUCAAAUGUACAAACACAGAAAAGUGGUCACUUCUUAUUAUGAUGAAACAGCUGUGUACAUGAUAAUACUCUAUAUUAUCUUCACUGAUAUCAAACAUUCAGUUCAGGAGAGAUCUAUGAAUGAUCAAACCACCAUGAACUCUAUAAUGAUAUUCAUUAUAUGGUUAGAGUGUUUUCAAAACAUCCACGCAUUCAGUAUUGGCAAACCGGUUUAUCCAAUCACAGCCUCCCUUUUCCUGGAUAGAACGGAAGUCUCGGAGUGGAACGAAACUCUGGACCAAUUUCUGAGACAGGGCGGUGAUACCGUUUGGCUAGAAGCGCCACCAUUGGUUCGUCGCACAAAAGAAGAUUUGCAAAAAGACCCAGUCUUCAAAUGGUGUAGGCUUCACGACGAAGAUACAACAGAAGAGAUUGACUGUUUCACGCAUGCCCAACAGGAACUGACGAGUAAAGGUCUGAACAUCAUUUCCUUCGCGAGCUACCAGUACGAAGAAAAUUUCAGCAAAGUUAUAGUGAAGUGCCCAAAGUUCGAUAAAAUGAUUACUACAGUUUAUACCUAUUUUCGUGUUGUCUUGUCCGGUCAGCAAAACAGUGGGUCAUGUGACCUCAAUGGUAUGGACGUCGUUGUCCUCUUCACCUCUUUCUCAGGAUCCGACGCUCAUGAAAUUCUACUUGAAAGUGCGACUGCGCGGAAUAUCUCCGUCUACUUCGGUAUGCCGCGUAUUCCUAGGAGCUGGGAGUUUGGAAAUGUUGACAAAGAUCUGUUGCCCGCUUAUUAUGAAUGGGUUCGACGAAUUCUAGGAGAUCACAAAUACAGAUACUCUAACAAAACCCUGAAAGUGCGUUCUACAGAGUCAGCAAUACCUAGUAAACCUAUUAGAAUACCACUAUAUAGAACAUUAAAAGGGUACUAUAUAGCAGAUGAUGUGAACAUGGGCACUGUAGACAAAUACGAAGACAUGCUGGUGAUAUACGCCUCCUUAGUUACAAUAGUUAAAGUAGACGUUUUUCAUUCAUUGAAACUCGCUAUAGCUCCUUCAAUUGACUUGACAAAGUUCGGUCUAAAUAGGACAGUAAAACAUCACGUGACCGGUUUUGAGUAUCUCGUUAAAACGUUUGUGGACGUCAUCACUGUUCACGAAGGGCGUGGGUAUGGAAAGGCUGCAUAUUAUUGGCCGACACAGGCCAGUCAACCUGUAAAAGAUUUGGAUCCAACUUUGGAUAGAAUUCUACAAAAGAUAAAUCCAAGCUGGAAAGAAAACGGAACUUUUAGGGAAUGGUUCACUGGAAGCGUUCGCGAGCUGUUCCAGGCUAUCGGAGAAAAAGCUGUAGAAUUCAGGAAGCAAUAUAACACUUCUUUGGAAUUGUGGUUAGGUGUAGAAGCGUUCGAUGAUUUAAAUGACGAUCCAUGCAUACCACUUAGCAACGAGAUCUCAGUAAUGGAUACAGUCAGUAAGAGAAGAAUAGACUUCGCCUUGGCACAGGGCGCAGCCAAGGUCCAUAAAGCGAUGGCCUUCUCCUGGGACCCAGAUUUCACAUGCACCACACAUAAGCACAACAUGACCUUGUCGGCGGAAGUUGUUCAGGAUGCUCGGAGACCUAUUAUAUUUGAUUGUCGCUUUCAUUCGCCACAAAACAGAUCUGUUGUAACUAUUGGAGUCCAUCUCAGCGACUCUGGUUUUUAUAUCGAUUGGGCAGACAAAGACGGACACCGUCAUCAGGAUCAAUCCCACGGCUGCUAUGUAGAGGGUACUUAUGGGAUCCGUCACGCGCUAAUCCCUUCCCUUGAGUACGUUCAAAUUUGUGAUCCUUACGAAGGUGCUCAACUCCCAGAUAAAGGUUACAUCAAAGUGAGGGCGUCUGAAGGAUACCAAGAAUGUAUAUUUCAAUAUGACUAUACAAAUUGAAAUGAAUAUAUUAUAUGUA
Ostrea edulis (European flat oyster) is the source of this 1994-nucleotide messenger RNA. RefSeq lists its product as uncharacterized. Lineage: Eukaryota; Metazoa; Mollusca; Bivalvia; Ostreida; Ostreidae. The coding region runs from base 53 to 1975 and encodes 640 amino acids. The transcript is spliced from 4 exons. The record is from RefSeq and is a predicted model, not a curated record.